Messenger RNA from Chara braunii, 2952 nucleotides. The record is from the annotation of a GenBank genome assembly. NCBI's taxonomy places the organism in Eukaryota, Viridiplantae, Streptophyta, Charophyceae, Charales, Characeae.
CAGUAGGUCAGUAGACCCCGCUUGUCGGGAUUAAUACAGUCGGCAAAGAUGGUGGAACCUGUGUCCAUGCUGGUUGGUGUGGCCCACCUAGUGACCAUGAUCGUGGCAUUGGGCGAAAGGGCACGAAUACACAAGGACAACUGUGAAAAUUUGGUGCAGCGAAUCAAGCUGAUUGCUCCUCUAAUCGACGAGGUGAAGGAUUCGAAGACCCCACUUUCGGAACAGGCCAUCGCUGCUUUCGAGCAGCUGGAAAACGUACUGGAGAAAUCGAAGAAGCUUCUGGAAAAAUGUGGCACUUGCAGCAAGAUGUAUAUGCUGGUCCGCGGAAAUAUGAUUAUCAACAAGUUUCAGGAUGUGACGCUGGAUCUGGAUCGCUGCUUGCAGCUUAUUCCUCUGGUCAACCUUAAGGUGUCCGACGACGUGCGCACACAGCUGCAAGAGGUUAGCGAUAUGCUGAAGAAAACGAAGUAUGCGGUGGAUCACAGGGAGGAACAAAUGUCGAACGAAUUGCAAGAGUUGCUGGCGGAGCAGAAGGAGGGUAUAAAGGCAAAUAGGGAACUUUUGGCCCAACUGAAGGAGGCCUUAGAGAUUAAGUCAUCGGAGUCAAUACAAGGGGAGGCGAUGGCGUUGGAGGAGGAGAGGGAGGAGGCGAGAGGGGAGAAGGAUCGCAUCGAGGAACAGUACAUCAAUCAGAUCAUCGAGUUGCUGAAGAAUAUGGACGCCGCUGAUGCCAGUGAUCCCGCUGCCGCCUCCUCUUCUUCGUCUGCCUCCACCUCCGGCGUGUUAGGAGCAUGGGAUGGUGCGGAAGAGGAGGACCCGAUCCCGGCCGACAUGAAGUGUCCGCUGUCGCUUGAACUGAUGGGUGACCCUGUUAUCGUCGUUCCAUCCGGUGUUACAUACGAAAGGGCGUACAUACAGCGAUGGAUGGACGACGGUAAUCUGACUUGUCCAAAGACACGUGUCGCAUUGACGAGCACCGUGCUGACUCCUAAUUACUCGUUGAAGUCGAUGAUUCAGUCAUGGUGCGAGAAGAACAACUACCCUGUACCGGAGCCCAUCCGUCUGGACCCGCCAAAGCGGCGUAGUCUGACAUCUCAGUUCGCGGUCGCAAAGGGGAGUAACGGGCCUUUGGUGGGAGAUUCAAGUGGGGGGGAUGGGGGGGGGAUGGCAAAGGUGGGAGGAGGAGGUGUGGUGGGGAACGGGGGCUUGACAAUGCACGCAGACCAAUACUACGCGCAGCCAGGGAACGCCGGCAUUAUCGAUUUCCAGGGGGCAGGGCAUCAGAUGAGCGUGAAAUCGGUGAAGCAGAUGUAUGCAGUGUCCCCUGAACACCAGCAGGUCGCAGGCGCAGGUUGGGAGUAUGGAGCGGGGAAGCCCAGGCGAUGCGGCGGGGAGGGGGCCAUGAACUUCAUGAGCGGGGAGGACGAUGGCUGUGAUGGAAGCAGCCCGGGAUGGGAGGAGAUUUAUCGCCAGGGACAGCACCCAGGGGCAGUAGGGAUGUAUAACGGCUACGAUUCCGGUGCCAUGGCAAUGAACGGAGGAAUCGCGGCGCGGCACAGGCGCGUGACGUCCGAUUGCGCAGAGGGAAUGGGGGAUGGCGGGGCAGCGUUCCGCGGUGGGUACCCGUCGCACCACAGUCCCGUUCACCCGCGCAUGGGCUUCGCUCCGCGCCAGCGCAUGCCGCCCAUCCCGCAGCAUAUGAUGGACGGUGGCGGAGGGGCGCUCCCUUACUGCAUGUCCGGACCCCGCCCGCCUCAGCAUCUACAGCCCGUUAUGAUGGCCGGGAACCCGGCCGCUAUGCGGAUGGGGGGGGGUCCGUUGUCCAGAGCGCAAUCGGUGAAGGAAGGAGGGCGAUUCUCUCUCGCUCGUGAAGCUAGCCCCACUCCCAUUCAGGGGCCAAUCGCUCAACUUCCCCAGAUGAGUCCCGAGGAAGCGAGACGAGUGAGGAGGGAGGAAGAGGUCGCAGAGAUGGUGAAGCGGCUGGAAGACGACGAUCUGCAGGUUCUGCGCCAGACGACGGGAGAGCUUCGACUCAUAGCCAAGUUCACCAAAGAGAACCGCGCCGGGAUCGCGGCGGGAGGCGGGAUCCCUCCAUUAAUCAGGCUGCUUGCUUCGCCUGACGCCUGGAUAGUGGAGAACGCAGUGACGGCUCUUCUCAAUCUGUCCAUAAAUAUGGAGAAUAAGACGGACAUAGUGUCCGCGGGGGCAGUCCCCGAGUUCGUUCGAGUGCUGAGGGUUGGCAGCACGGUCGCCAGGGAAAACACGGCCGCGGCGCUCUUCAGUUUGUCCGUUAAUGACGAGAACAAGGUUCUCAUAGGUCAAUCCGGCGCCAUUCCUGCGUUAGUCGACCUGCUGGUUAACGGCGGCAUGACAGGGAAGAAAGACGCCGCCACGGCGCUCUACAAUCUGUCCAUACUGCCUGCAAACAAGCUGCGAAUCGUCAGGGCUGGGGCGGUUGGUCCGUGCAUUGAGCUUAUGAAGAACCAGCCAGAUCAGGCGAUGGUGGAGAAAGCGGUGGCAGUCGUCUCUAACCUGGCGACAAUACCUGAGGGCAGGGCAGCCCUCGGGGAGGAAGGAGCUAUCCCUGUGAUUGUGGAGACGUUGGAGGUCGGAUCGUGGAAAGCCAAGGAGAACGCCGCUGUCACACUCCUUUUCAUGGCGCUGAACAGCCAGCGACACAGAGCGCUCCUCAUACAGGAAGGAGCGAUGCCCUACCUCGUUGCCCUUUCCAAAUCCGAGGAGGCGUCCGCUCGUGCGCAAGAGAAAGCUAAUGCCCUGCUCAAGUUCUUGAGGGACGGGAGGCUGGAAUCCAUGCGGAGAGAACAGAGCAUUGCCUGAAGAGAUUACACUCACUCGCUCACUCACUUCCUCACUCACUCAAUUGCUCACUCACUCACUCACUCACUCAGUGUCCUGGGUAUCGCGCACCCUUACAACCCGAGCGCAAUUCGA